This is a messenger RNA of Mirounga angustirostris (Northern elephant seal), 1510 nucleotides long. RefSeq names its product calpain small subunit 1 (gene CAPNS1). Gene Ontology annotation, cellular component: calpain complex. Bases 171 to 977 code for a protein of 268 amino acids. The transcript is spliced from 11 exons. Lineage: Eukaryota; Metazoa; Chordata; Mammalia; Carnivora; Phocidae. The record is from RefSeq and is a predicted model, not a curated record. Gene Ontology annotation, molecular function: calcium ion binding.
UCUAGGACCGCGCGGAUGCUUGGUGGGCCGCCCCGCUGUGCCUGACCCGGUCCGGGCAGCCUGAGUCACGGGCCCCGCCCUACGGAGCCGGACGCGGCCAGAGGCCCGGGAGCGGCGCGGACGAACCGACCAGAGGACGUGUGAACGAGGCGGAAUCUUAAUUUGCAGCCAUGUUCCUGGUUAACUCGUUCUUGAAGGGAGGCGGCGGCGGCGGGGGAGGCGGGGGCCUGGGCGGAGGCCUGGGGAAUAUGAUCGGAGGCCUGAUCAGCGGAGCAGGAGGAGGCGGUGGCGGCGGCAGCGGCGGCGGCGGAGGAGGCGGCGGCGGCGGCGGUGGCGGAACUGCCAUGCGCAUCCUGGGCGGGGUCAUUAGUGCCAUCAGUGAGGCAGCUGCACAGUACAACCCAGAGCCUCCGCCUCCACGCAGCCAUUACUCCAACAUUGAGGCCAAUGAGAGCGAGGAGGUCCGGCAGUUCCGGAGGCUGUUUGCCCAGCUGGCUGGAGAUGACAUGGAGGUCAGUGCCACAGAACUCAUGAACAUUCUCAACAAGGUCGUGACCCGACACCCUGAUCUGAAAACUGAUGGCUUUGGCAUUGACACAUGUCGCAGCAUGGUGGCCGUGAUGGAUAGUGACACCACUGGCAAGCUGGGCUUCCAAGAAUUCAAGUACUUGUGGAACAACAUCAAAAAGUGGCAGGCCAUAUACAAACAGUUUGAUGUUGACCGUUCAGGUACCAUCUGCAGCAGUGAACUCCCAGGGGCCUUUGAGGCAGCAGGGUUCCACCUGAAUGAACAUCUCUACAACAUGAUCAUCCGACGCUACGCGGAUGAAGGAGGGAACAUGGAUUUUGACAACUUCAUCAGCUGCCUGGUCAGGCUGGAUGCCAUGUUCCGUGCCUUCAAAUCUCUUGACAAGGAUGGCACUGGACAAAUUCAGGUGAACAUCCAGGAGUGGCUGCAGCUGACGAUGUAUUCCUGAAUGGGAACCCCAGACCUGCCCCCUCAUCACCUCACUGUAGGAGUCACCUUGGAUUCUUCCAUCUCUCCCAGGGCUGAGCCAGGCUGCAGUCUCGUCUUCAUGGGCCCUACUGACCCACAGGUCUUUUGGUUCCCCCAGCCCUUGGCACUCAGCUUCUCAGUCAACAGCCAGGGCCCAACAUGCCUGACAUGCCAUGCCCCGAGUUACCCGUGGCUCUGAGACACUCCAACACACCCUGUCCCGAGGGUCACCCCACCCCCGGCACACCCAUCCCACACUCUCUCCACAACCCGCCUCAUGCACCUGUGCCAAACCCAACAGUUACGUUGUUUCCGCACCCCAAGGGCCCUUCUCUCAGUUCCAGGAGGGUCACUCCAGUCCCUCCACACUCUGGCACACCUGUUCACACUUACCACCCUGGCAGCCAAACUCUAGGCCCUAACAGGCCCAGGCGCCCCUGUGCCUUUGUCUGUACUCGGCUCUCAGCCUGCCAGGCCCAGGAGGAAAUAAAAGCACCCCAGUUGCUGCUCUGA